AAAACCUCCAAAGUCAAAUUUCACUCCUCGUUAAUGGCAACUUUGUCUCCAACCUUCAAUCACCGCCAUUCUCAACUUCUUCCCAUUAUAUAUAUAUUCCCCUUUCCAACAAUGGGCCCAAUUCAGUGUAUCUCAAUUUUCCAUUAUCCAUUUUAAAAACUACAUAUGAUGGUGGAGUUCCAUGGAGAAAUCCGAUCCCAUAACAACGAUGAAGACGACCGAGAUCAAGAACCAGAAGAGGAAAUUAGCUACGAUGAUCUCAAGAAACGAAUGUGGAGAGAUCGACAACGGUUGAAGAAGAUGAAGGAGAGGCAUGAUGAAGAAGAGCCUGAAUCUGCUGCAAGAGAAGAAGCUUCUCGCCGGAAGAAAAUGGCUCGAGCUCAAGAUUCCAUUCUUAAGUGCAUGGAUAAAAACAUGGAAGCUUGUAAAGCUCAAGGGUUUGUUUAUGGAAUCGUUCCGGAAAAAGGAAAACCGGUCACUGGUUCUUCCGAGAGCCUCCGUGAAUGGUGGAAAGAUGAUGUCCGAUUCGAACAAGAUGCUCCGAUGGCCAUAGCGAAAUUUCUCCCCAAAGUAAUUGAAGAAUCAGGAAUCGAUCCCAAUUCGUUUUUGCAUUUACUCACCGAUUUACAGGACACAACAUUGGGAUCCAUUCUCUCCGCCUUGAUGCAUCACUGUAUUCCUCCACAGAGGAAAUUCCCAUUGGAAAAGGGUUUAGCGCCGCCAUGGUGGCCGACGGGUAACGAGCUUUGGUGGGGUGAACAGGGCGCCGCCGGUGGUCAUGGUGUUCCCCCGUAUAAAAAGCCCCACGAUCUCAAAAAGGCGUGGAAAAUCAGUGUCUUGGCGGCGGUGAUUAAACACAUGUUACCUGAUUUAGACAACAUGAGGAAAUUAAUUCGGCAAUCGAAGAAUUUACAAGCGAAAAUGACAGCGAAAGAGACACUCACUUGGGCUAAAGUUGUGAAUCAAGAAGAAGCUCUGUUAAAAUUAACAAAAAAGAGCUUAAGAAUCACCGACGAAGAAGAAGAAGAAGAAGAACACAACAAAAACAGAGAUAAACAGUGCAGCGAUGAAAUUAUGACGAAACGAAAGUGUGUAUUCGAACAAGAACCCGUAUCGGAUUCGAUGUUAUACCCUUGCCAGAAUCAAUGGUGUCCACAGAGUGAAGUGCUAAUGGGAUUCAUAGACAAGAGAGCAAGAACAGAGCAUGAGACACAGUGCAUUUGCAGAGGAGAGAGGUCAGAGGAAUUCUCGGACGAGCAAUCGAUAGACACACAUUUGAAGAGCGUGGUGGAGUGGAUGAACUGGGAGCUGGGGAGGGCGGAGGCGGGGAGUGAGGAGGCGAGGAUAGAAGAUGCCGGAGAUGGGUCGGGGAGCAGCACGGUGGAGGAUUACGGGAGUGGAUACUGGAAUAUGGAUCUGAAUGCGAGUCCCGGGGAGGAUUUGAGUGGGCAACAACAAGAUGCUACUUCUAUUUGGGAUUUGAGAUAUGAAUGGGGAGCUGAAGAAUGAAGUAAGCAUCAUCAAUCACCGCCUUUUAUUUCUCAAUUUUGAUGCUUCCAACGGAAAAAACUAUUUUUGAAGAAGUUUUGAAUUUUGAAUUUCUAAAUCUUUUCUUGGGGUAGAAGUUAAUUGGAUUUUAGGUUUGAAUACUGAGGUUGGUUUUAUCUUCUUCCAUUAUGAUUAUGAUUAUAUGAUCAGAAUGAUAAUAUGAUUGUGAUUCAUAUUGAUAUAUACUAUUUAAUUUGUAGUGUGUUCCCUGAUGUCGG
Molecule: messenger RNA, 1766 nt
Organism: Cucumis melo (muskmelon)
Lineage: Eukaryota; Viridiplantae; Streptophyta; Magnoliopsida; Cucurbitales; Cucurbitaceae
Product: putative ETHYLENE INSENSITIVE 3-like 4 protein
Exons: 1
Coding region: 166-1509 (447 amino acids)
Cellular component (GO): nucleus
Molecular function (GO): DNA binding; DNA-binding transcription factor activity
Source: RefSeq, a predicted model, not a curated record